GCUUCUCUCCCCACUCUAAGCCUACAAUCUAAUUCCUUUUCCUCAUUCACAGUCCUCCAUCCUUCAUUCAAUCCACCGAUCAUGACCUCCCCCAAACCAUCCUUCCUCCUCCUCCACGGCGCCUGGCACACCCCGCACGUAUUCUCGCGCCUAAUCCCCCUCCUCAACGCCCACGGCUACAAAACCCUCGCCCCGCACCUCCCCAGCUCGGGCGCCAACCCCGCCUUGCGAACCUGGGACCCCGAUAUCGAAGUGAUCCGCAACUCAGCCACAGAACUAGCAAAACAGCACGACGUAAUCGUAGUCAUGCACUCGAACUCCGGGCUCACAGGGACGCAAGCGCUCGCGGGCCUAGACAAAAAGAGCUGCGAGUCGCGGGGCUGGAAAGGCGGCGUCGUGCGACUAGUGUAUAUCUGCGCGUUUAUGUUUCCGGAGGGGUGGACGCAGUGUCCGCGCGGCACAGGGGAGGGCUUGGAUCCGGAUAUUGUUGUCGAUCUUGAAAGCGGGACGUACACGGUGCUGCCAGAGAAAGUGAAGGGGUUGAUGUAUCAGGAUGUUUCUGAGGACGAGGCUUUGGAGAUUGCGGAGGGGCUGCUGCCGCAGAGUUUGCCGCCCAAUUGGUGCACGACGACACAUGCGGCGUGGCGCUGGAUACCGACGACGUAUGUUAUUACGCUGGGGGACAAGGCUAGUACAGUGGCCGCGGAGGAGUGGUUGGUGAAGAGCGCGAUGGAGAAUGAACCUCAUGCUAUUGAGAAAGUGAUUAGGAGGGAGGUGGGGCAUACGACUUUUUGGAGUCAGCCUGGGUGGACGGCGGAGAUGUUGAUUGGGGAGGCUGCUGGGGAGGUUUGA
Molecule: messenger RNA, 852 nt
Organism: Trematosphaeria pertusa
Lineage: Eukaryota; Fungi; Ascomycota; Dothideomycetes; Pleosporales; Trematosphaeriaceae
Product: alpha/beta-hydrolase
Exons: 1
Coding region: 82-852 (256 amino acids)
Source: RefSeq, a predicted model, not a curated record